UGCCGGCCCGGCGAAGCUGUUCCUCUCUUGGCUUUCUUUACCCGCUCGGCUCUUCAGAUUCGCCAUAGAAUAACCGUCCGUCCCCUGCCCUUAUUGUAGACGAUAAAAAUCCCCGGGUGAUAGUUUGAGAUAUAAUGUUAGCGGGCUGAAAAUUUAUCUACCAAAAUGUCAAAAAGGCCAUCCUAUGCCCCACCUCCCACCCCUGCUCCCACAACCCAAAUGCCCAGCACACCAGGGUUUGUGGGAUACAAUCCAUACAGCCAUCUGGCCUACAACAACUACAGGCUGGGAGGGAACCCGGGCACCAACAGCCGGGUCACGGUAGGAGAAUCAACUAUUACAUCAUCCGGCAAACAACAGGAAUUGACCAGAAAUGGCUUUAGAGCUUCCUCUGGUAUUACAAUUCCCAAACCCCCAAAGCCACCCGAUAAGCCUCUGAUGCCCUACAUGAGGUACAGCAGGAAGGUCUGGGAUCAAGUGAAGGCAUCCAACCCUGACUUGAAGUUAUGGGAAAUUGGCAAGAUCAUUGGAGGGAUGUGGCGAGAUCUCACUGAUGAGGAGAAACAAGAGUACUUGAAUGAAUAUGAAGCAGAAAAGAUAGAGUACAAUGAAUCCAUGAAGGCCUACCAUAACUCGCCAGCUUACCUUGCCUACAUCAACGCAAAGAGUCGGGCUGAGGCUGCGUUAGAGGAAGAGAGCCGACAAAGGCAAUCACGCAUGGAGAAAGGUGAACCUUAUAUGAGCAUCCAGCCAGCAGAAGACCCAGAUGAUUAUGAUGAUGGAUUUUCUAUGAAGCACACAGCUACAGCCCGCUUCCAGAGGAACCACCGUCUGAUUAGUGAGAUACUGAGUGAAAGUGUGGUACCAGACGUCCGCUCCGUUGUCACUACAGCUAGAAUGCAAGUUCUCAAACGUCAAGUUCAGUCCUUAAUGGUUCAUCAGCGAAAACUGGAAGCUGAGCUCCUGCAAAUAGAAGAGCGCCACCAGGAAAAGAAGAGGAAGUUCUUGGAGAGCACAGAAUCCUUUAACAAUGAACUGAAGAGGUUAUGCAGUUUGAAGGUGGAGGUGGACAUGGAAAAAAUAGCAGCUGAAAUUGCUCAGGCUGAGGAACAGGCCCGCAAGAGGCAAGAGGAAAGGGAAAAAGAAGCAGCCGAGCAGGCUGAACGCAGUCAGACUAAUGCGGCACCUGAGGCAGAGCAAGCCGUUAACAAGACAGAGGAGAAGAAGGAAGAAGAGAGCACUCCCAUGGAGACAGAGGAGGCUCACCCAGAAGAAACUACAGAGAACCAGCAGAACGGUGAAGAAGGAACAUCCACACCAGAAGAUAAGGAGAGUGGCCAGGAAGGGGUUGACAGUACUGCAGAGGAAGGAACUAGUGAUAGUAACACUGGUUCAGAGAGCAAUAGCGCAACAGUUGAGGAGCCUCCAGCAGACCCUGCCCCCGAGGAUAGUGAGAAGAAAGAAUAA
Molecule: messenger RNA, 1467 nt
Organism: Emys orbicularis (European pond turtle)
Lineage: Eukaryota; Metazoa; Chordata; Testudines; Emydidae
Gene: SMARCE1
Product: SWI/SNF related, matrix associated, actin dependent regulator of chromatin, subfamily e, member 1
Exons: 11
Coding region: 166-1467 (433 amino acids)
Biological process (GO): negative regulation of DNA-templated transcription
Cellular component (GO): SWI/SNF complex
Molecular function (GO): nuclear receptor binding; nucleosomal DNA binding
Source: RefSeq, a predicted model, not a curated record